AUGCGGCGGUGUGUGUGUUGCUGCAGCCGCCGCAAGUGGUCGCAGCGCACGUGGGCGCCGACGUCGACGGGUGGCGGGGCCGCACCGGCCAGCGGCGUGAGUGCGCAGGAGGCGCUGCAGAUCGCCUACCGCCCCAUGCCGCUCCCGCAGACGGUUGAGUACGAGGAGGACUUUGGCCACAAUUUGAUGAUCCACCGCGAGUUCAUCUCCAAGCGCCACCGGGACCGAUUGGGGUUCGACGUGAGUGCGUUGGCGUACAGUGAGGUGGAACUGCGGCGCGGCCGGCAGCAUCUCGCCGGUGUGAUGAAUCGCGAACGCCGCGGGGUUUCUAUUGGGGCCGCAGGAGCUCCAGAUGAUCAAGUGCAUAUGCAGACAGACGUGGACCCACAAACACGAGAGGUGACUAGUGCUCGAUAUUUAUUUAAUGAGAAGCGACUUGAGUUUUGUGAUAGAUUUCAAAAUUUCUUUCAAACAAAGUUGGAAAAGAAUAAAACAAAAAUACCAAACAGUGAUAAUCAUGUCAAACAUGAUGAUAAUGCACAAUAUCUAUUUUCUUUAAUGGAGGCAUGUGCAAUUAUUUAUGGUUGUGAAACAAAUGCUGCACGUGAGACAUAUUAUCGUAUGUUUCUUUCUCUUGACUUGGAUUCAUUGGAGGCGGAAGAUGAGGAAUUGCGUAAUCGUAUCGCAGAGGCAAAACUUGUACGUCAGUCUAUUGAAGAACAGGCUGAAAAAAAUUCUCUAGUACAGUUAAAUCAUGAACAAAAAGUUAAAAAAAUUGGUAAUGUUUCAAUAGCUGAAGAAGAAGAAGCAUUUAUUGCCUCUGUUCCUGAACUUUCAUUAAUAGGAGAUGAUUUUGAUAACGCAAAGACGAAAAGCAUACCUGAAGGAAAAGUUAGAUUUGACGAAAGUGGCAUAGUUCAUCAUACAACUUCUGAUAGCCCUAAUGGAGAGGGAGAGACGGAUAAUAAUAAUAAUAAUAAUAAUAAUAAUAAUAAUAAGGAUGAUGAGACUCAAUUUCUCAGCUCUAGUUCUUUAGAGGAGGGUACUGUAGUGAAGUUACCCGAAGAAUUUGAAGAGUAUGCACCAUUAUAUAGGGCUUAUCUUUCUUAUGCAAAAGGGGAAAGUCCUAUUGCCUCAUAUGAUGUCUCUACACUUGGCUCUACAGGUGUAAUAGCAGAACGCCGUCGUUGGCGGUCGUUAAUGGAAAAAAUUGUGAGGGAAGAUUAUCACAAAAUGACAGAAAUGGAGCAAAUGGAUGCGAUUGUCCUUAAUGAACAGUUACACACUGUGAAGUUUUUUGAUCUAAAAGUUGGAGAUACAGUGCGAGAAGUCUUGCAACUUCUUCAGCGGGAAACUGGGGAAGGAUCCUCUUUGCAUAGAGAUACACCCAUUGAUGUUUCGCCUAACCAUCCAGAGAGGCGUGUUUAG
This is a messenger RNA of Trypanosoma theileri, 1428 nucleotides long. RefSeq lists its product as uncharacterized. Lineage: Eukaryota; Euglenozoa; Kinetoplastea; Trypanosomatida; Trypanosomatidae. Bases 1 to 1428 code for a protein of 475 amino acids. The record is from RefSeq and is a predicted model, not a curated record. The transcript has a single exon.